Molecule: messenger RNA, 1597 nt
Organism: Anolis sagrei ordinatus
Lineage: Eukaryota; Metazoa; Chordata; Lepidosauria; Squamata; Anolidae
Source: RefSeq, a predicted model, not a curated record
CGUUCUUAAUAUUUCCAUGUUCAACAUGACCCAUGAAGGGAAAGGGAACAUCUUGGAAGGAAAGAAGGUUUUCAUCUUUCAUUCUUAAUCUUUGGCUUCUUUCUUGACCAGGGAAAUGAGGAUUCUACGGAGCCACCUCUGGGAUGCAGGAAGGAGACCAAGAAGAGAGGAAGGAGACAUCCUCUCAAGGUGAUGAUCUCGCUGAAUUCUUCACCUCACUUACUGGAGAGAAAAAGGAAGAAAGAAGAGUCAACCAUCUGUGUUGCAAUUAAGUACACAUUCCAUUGUUGAUAUGGAGGAGAAAGCAUACAAAUGCUCAGAGUGUGGAAAGGGUUUCACUCGCAAGGCUCAUCUUCAGCGACAUGAAAGGACCCACACGGGGGAGAAGCCCUAUGAAUGCCUGGAUUGUGGGAAGAGCUUCACCGACACUGGAAGUUUACAUUUACAUCAGAGGACUCACACUGGGGAGAAACCCUACAAAUGCCUGGAGUGUGGAAAGAGCUUCACUAAGAGUGCAAAUCUACAUUCACAUCAAAGAACCCACACUGGGGAGAAACCCUAUGCAUGCCUGGAGUGUGGAAAAAGCUUCACUCAUAGUGCAACUCUACGUUCACAUCAAAGGGCUCACACUGGGGAGAAACCCUAUACCUGCCUGGAAUGUGGAAAGAGCUUCACUCAGAGUGGGAAUCUACAUUUACAUCAAAGGACUCACACUGCUGAGAAACCUUAUAAAUGCCUGGAAUGCGGAAAGAGCUUCAUUCAGAGUGCUGCUCUAAAUUCACAUCAACUAACUCACUCAGGGGAGAAACCCUAUACGUGCCUGAAGUGUGGAAAGAGCUUUACUGAUAGUUCAAGUCUACAUAAACAUCAGAGGACUCACUCUGGAGAGAAACCCUAUACAUGCUUGGAGUGUGGACAGAGUUUUACUGACAAUGGAAGUCUACGUUUGCAUAAACGGACUCACACUGGGGAGAAACCCUAUAAAUGCCUGGAAUGUGGACAGAGUUUCACUUAUAGUUCAAGUCUACGUUCACAUCAAAGGAUUCACACUGAGGAGAAACCCUAUCCAUGCUUGGAGUGUGGACAGAGCUUCACUUGGAGUUCAGGUCUACGUGUACACCAAAGGACUCACACUGGGGAGAAACCUUAUAAAUGUGUGGACUGUGGACAGAGCUUCACUGGGAGUGGAAGUCUGCGUUCACAUCAAAGGAUUCACACUGGGGAAAAACCUUACAAAUGCCUGGAGUGUGGACAGAACUUCACUUGGAGUUCAAGUCUACGUUCGCAUCAAAGGACGCACACUGGGGAAAAGCCCUAUGAAUGCCUGGAGUGUGGAAAGAGCUUCACUGAGAGUGGAAGUCUGCGUUCCCAUCAAAGGACUCACACUGGGGAGAAAACCUAUAGAUGCCUGGAGUGUGGACAGAGUUUCACUCAUAGAUCACGUCUAUGUUCACAUCAAGGGACUCACACUGGGGAGAAACCUUAGAAUUCCCUGGAGUGUGGACAGGGCUUCACUCAGAAUGGAAGUCUACCUAGACAUCAAAGGACACACACUGGGGAGAAACCCUAUAAACCAGUGAUUUUCAACUUGUGGGUU